This is a messenger RNA of Trifolium pratense (red clover), 574 nucleotides long. RefSeq lists its product as uncharacterized. Bases 215 to 574 code for a protein of 119 amino acids. The transcript is spliced from 3 exons. NCBI's taxonomy places the organism in Eukaryota, Viridiplantae, Streptophyta, Magnoliopsida, Fabales, Fabaceae. The record is from RefSeq and is a predicted model, not a curated record.
UGAAACUGAGUCUAAUUUUACUGUAAUAUGUUUUGGUAAGUUGCAGUACCACAAGUUCCUGUAACAUCUUGGCAAAAUCCUCAGUUCCCCUGGUUUUCAGACUCAAGUUCCUGGAGGACAAGGGCCAUCAUGGGAUCUAACUUAGCAUGCACUUAUACCGGGUUAUGUACCUGUUCCCGGUGCUUAUCCUGUUCAAAAUGGUGCAUAUCCUACUAUGCCCGCCUACGCGUCCGCAGCUAUGCCUACCGCUUCCUCGCCUCUUGCUCAAAGCAGCCAUCCCGGGGUUCCACACAAUGUAAAUUUACAGCCUAGUGGUGGUUCAACUUCCGGUCCUGGUUCCUCGCCUCACAUGCAAACCAACUUUGGUGCUCAAGGAUUGGUUCGGCCUGGGGUGCAGCCAAAUGCGAGACCUGGUGGUGAUUCACCUUCAGCAGUUACUGAAUUGGGCAAUGGAAAGCCAAAGUUCUAUUCUACUCGUGAUAAUCUCUUUUUGCAUAAAAUGGCGAUUACCAACAAAUCACGUGUGGUUGUUCUCAACAAGAAAAUCAGCCUCUUCCUUCUUUGCUACAGUUAA